CGAGCUCGAAAGUCAUAUACAAUCUUCGGGACAAGUUGUCGCUAAUCAACAAGUUGAAAUAGCUGAUCUGCAAUCGCUCUGUCGUAUGUUAAGCAGGGAUUUGGACAAAAGUGUAGCUGCGCAGAAAGCCUUGCUACAACAGCAACAAGAAUUGGAAGCCGAAUCAGCCGAGAUGCAAGAUUUUCUCCAAGAGGAGAAAGCCACAUUGGCGGAGGCGCUCAAAGAUGCCGAAUUGGAGCUCAAGAAAAAAAGCGAAGCCUUAACUCAAAGAGAGACGGAAUUAGAGAGACAAAUGGAGGAGUGUAAACAUUUAGUGCGAAUUAGCGAACAAAGAAGGCAAGAGAAUUUAUCAAUGAGUCUAAAGUUGAAUGCCGUUGAACGAAGAAGUAGGGAACUUUUACUCACUCAAGGCGCUGCUAUGUCCGGAGCGGCUGUAGCUCUUUCCGGACUUAGCACCAGAUUAGAAGGAUUGAUAGAUCAAUUAAUUGCUUCUUAUAACAUCUCAGUAAAAGAUCUUGAAGAUGUUAUAUAUCAUAACGAAGCGUACAGUAGAAGCAACAGUAGCGUGGAGUCUAGUCCGGUUAGCUCUAAGCAGAGUUUAAAAGAACGCACGCCGAGCCCGAAGAGUGGAUCCUUCGUUUCCGCGGUGAUCAGCGCAAUUCGGAACGCCGCGACGCAUCCCUUCGCGGCUAGAAACAUCGAUAAAAAAUCCAGCCUGGAUUCGUCUAAACAGAUUUACAAAGAACUGAGUAUGGAAUCGUCGUCCGACUUGCUCGAUUUUGAAACCGAGCCAUGUUUGAUGAUGGAAAGCGUCCUGGAAGACGUGCCUUUGCCGGACACAUACUCGCAUAACAUGAUAUCGAGCAGCGAUUCUCUACGCAGAGCACUGAGUUUCUCCGAAACGUCGGACGAGCAUAAUCUAAGGAAGACGAAGUACGGCGACGAAUGUACAAGUCUCACGAAUCUCACCCAGGCGAUCCUGCAUCGUCGUAAGGUGGAGGACGAGGGUGACGACGAUUGCGAUUCCGUGAGCGAAUCUGACACCGGGACCAAUGACGGUCCUGUACCUUUGACGGAUUACUGUCCAUCUGUGGAUCUCGUCGAUCAGGUGAUCGAGGUGGACAAUCUCGUUACUAAACUUCUCAAAGUGCUACGAAUCAUACAGCUUGACAACGAUACGUGUAUACAGGAAUUGAAAGAAGAGAAGUCUAACUUGGAGAUAAAAUUAGAAGCCACUGUAACGGAAUUGAACGAGCUUCGCAAGAUCAUCGAUAAUCUUCAUCAAUCACCGGAAGAAGUCCUGAACAACGUGCCGGAUCGACGACGUAGCGUUGUGGAGAAUUGCCGGAUUUUGCUUAAAGAGCCAGGAGCUUAAAGCUAAAGGAGAGAA
Messenger RNA from Temnothorax curvispinosus, 1390 nucleotides. RefSeq lists its product as uncharacterized. The transcript is spliced from 9 exons. NCBI's taxonomy places the organism in Eukaryota, Metazoa, Arthropoda, Insecta, Hymenoptera, Formicidae. The record is from RefSeq and is a predicted model, not a curated record. Bases 86 to 1375 code for a protein of 429 amino acids.